Messenger RNA from Oreochromis aureus, 1899 nucleotides. Its product is annotated as low affinity immunoglobulin gamma Fc region receptor II-b-like. Gene Ontology annotation, biological process: cell surface receptor signaling pathway. The coding region runs from base 233 to 1054 and encodes 273 amino acids. The transcript has 6 exons. NCBI's taxonomy places the organism in Eukaryota, Metazoa, Chordata, Actinopteri, Cichliformes, Cichlidae. Gene Ontology annotation, molecular function: transmembrane signaling receptor activity. The record is from RefSeq and is a predicted model, not a curated record.
CAGGACAGAACAAACACACAACAAAGCAAAACAGGACCACGUUCACAUAUUUACACACACUUUGACAUUUGAGGUGUCAUAAAAAGACACAUCCUGCACAAACAAGUUUUUAACACAUUUAGAACAGGAGAUGAUUACGGCAGGAAGCUGUGGUCACUGUGACGUUAACAAAAAGUAGAAAGCAUGCGGCACCCCCCAGGUUUAUCAGCCCGUCUGUCAGUGCACCAGCAGCAUGGAGAUAGCAACACUGUGUGCUGUUAUUGCUUCACUCAGAGUCGUUCCCAACAGAUCCCAGUUCUUCCAGUAUGAGUCCGUCUCCAUAAGCUGUGGGCAGCAGGGAAACUCUUCAGAGUGGAGAGUUAAGAGGAACACGUCCUUAUACAUAAACACCACAUGUCCCUCAUCCUCAAAUGGGAUAGAUGAAUCGCACUGCUUCAUCAGUGACCUUUAUCCAACAGACACUGGAGUUUACUGGUGUGAGUCUGCAGCAGGAGAGUGUUGUGAUGCUAUCAGCAUCACUGUCGCAGCUGGUUCUGUGAUCCUGGAAAGUCCUGCCCAUCCUGUGACGGAGGGAGACACUGUGACCCUGCACUGUAGAAACAAUACAGACUCAUCCUCCAGUUUCACUGCUACAUUCUAUAAAAAUGAUGAUCUUAUUGGGAGCAGCUCUACAGGAAACCUGACCAUCCACAGGGUUUCCAAAUCAGAUGAAGGACUCUACAAGUGUAACAUCUCUGGAGCUGGACAAUCACCAGACAGCCUGCUGGUGGUUGUUUCUGCAGGGAGUCCUAGCCUGCCGCCUGAUUCUUCCCCCCAAGUGAUUCUUCCUGUGGUGGGUGUCUGCCUCAUGCUGAUUUUGCUGAUGCUGCUCUGCCUCUGGAGGAGCCACAAAGAUAAAGUGAACCCUGCUGUCUCGUACACUGACAUUACCGUCACACAGGAAGUGAAACCUCGUACUUUCAGAGAUCUGGACUCUGAGGCUACCUUCUACUCAACACUCAGUCUGGCAAACAUGUGCCAGGAAAUACCUAAAAACUCCAGAUUAAGUGUUUAAGCUUUUUAUUUAUUUAUUCUUUGUACUAACGUGAAGAAAUGUUUAUGGAGAUUUCAAAGAAUUUUCUGGAGCAGCUAAAAUGUCUUGACAUUUCUUAACAUUUGCACAAAUCUGUCAUUUUGUCACUUUCGGUCAGUUCAUAUGUCUUUGCAGUGUGGUUGUAUAUGAAAUAAUUGUUGUGAGUCUUUGUUGGAGGUGUGUUUACUUCAGUCAUGUUACAUUUUAAUGUCUUUGUCUUACUUCGUCAUUUUUUCCAGCGACUUUGUAGAUAUCAGUCUUAUUUCUUUGUUGUUACUUUGAAGCAACCACAAAGAGCUAGAGUAACUUUGAAGUUUUUUUAUAGUCCUAGUUACUUACUUACUUACUUUAUUCCACACUGGGUUCUUCCUUUUUUUAAAAAAAGAUUUUGUACAUAUCCCUUUUGAGUUUUUUUUUUUUACAUUCUUGUUGUUUUUUUUUUAAUUUUGUUUCUUUCGAACAUGUGAUGUAAUUUAACAACAUUGUACCAACUUUUUUCGAUUUAAAGUUUUCUUUUUCUGAUUUUACCUUUUUGUACUCUGUUUCUCUUUAGAGUAGCUAUUCAUUGCUUUGCAGCUGUCUUAGGGCAUUUGCAUCUCUUCAUCAUCUUUUUUGUGUGUUCUUUAAUACACCGCACACAACUUCUGGCUCAGAACGUUUGCUGUAAGCAAACUUUCAGUUACCCAAAAGCAAAAAUGUGAAUGACUUGAUUUGGAAAUCAAUGCUUGUAAUAGACCUUGAACUUUCUGUUGUUACAUGUAAUGAUUUUGUCUUGUUAUGAUAGUAAUGUGAUCUUAACAAACAAUAAAACCACCAAAACCAAGAUA